AUGUUGUCAGCUUUGAAAAUAUUGUAUAUAGAAAUGUUCCCCUUUCUGGGUAAUGAUGCUACAUUUUGAAGAUACAAAUGUAAUUAUGUAGGAAUUAUAUUUAUCAGAAGAAUAAGUCACUAUUGGACAUUAUGUCUGUGGAAAUUUUCAUAUGGUUAAUGAUAAAUAUUCUUGCAGUUUCAUUUAGUCAUUUAACGACAUAUGGCAGACUGGGUACGGCUUUACGACUUGUCUCCUUUGACCACCAGUGGCUAUCCCAUACACAAGUAUCUGAGAGAAGAGCAUCUGACGGUAAUGUCCGUUUGGGUGUAUUUACAUUCGAGUUAUAACUCAACACGAUGCUGAUGUUUCACUUACGUAACUUGGUGUUUAUGAGACAUGACAGUACUUCUAUCAGUCUAUAAAUACUGACAUCAUACCGACUGUACUUCAGUAGAUCAGUGACUGCUGUUGUAAUUACCAGUAUGACUAUGACUAAGCAACUGGUGUGCCUUCUGUCUCUGGCCACAGUCGUGUGUGCCAGAUUUACCCUUGAUGAGCAAAUAUCUCGCAUCAUCGGGGGCCAGGAAACAGAGGCCAAUGCCUGGCCGUGGCAGGCGUCGCUGCAGUACAGGGACAGCCAUAUCUGCGGAGGCUCCCUUAUUGCACCGGAUGUAGUUCUAACUGCUGCGCAUUGUGUAGAUUUUGGCGUAUCCAGUGAUUUCUCUAUUGUUAUGGGAAAGGACGAGCUGGAGGUGAAUUCUGGGAAAGAACAAAGAAUUCAGGUUUCUGAAAUUAUCAUGCACGGUAGCUAUGAUGGUAGCGCUGGAGGGUAUCCAAAUGACAUAGCCAUUCUCAGACUAGCAAACGACGCCGAGCUGAACGAUAACGUCGAACUUGUUCCUAUGACCUCCAAGGGCGACGAUUUUGUCGGAAACAAUGACUGCUGGCUGACGGGCUGGGGCAAGACAAGUGCUUCGAGUUCUGUCGCUCCCAAGUUGAUGGAAGUCAACAUUGACGUCAUCACUAACAGCGACUGUAGCCGACUGUGGCGCCGCGUAUCAGGAGCUUCCAUCUUCAACACACACAUUUGUCUGUUUGAAAAGAAUAAGGGUUCAUGCAAUGGUGACAGCGGUGGUCCUUUGGUAUGUCGAGUUGACGGUCAGUUCGUUCUGGCCGGUGUGACGUCCUGGGGGAGCAGUUCGUGCUCAGGGUAUCCUAGUGUGUACACACGCGUUUCCGAGUACCGUAACUGGAUCAGCAACAACAUGUAAAUCACAUGUACGAGCAAUGUGCCAGUUCUAACUUGAGAAAAUACGCAUUAUGACAAUAAAGACCAUAC
Molecule: messenger RNA, 1321 nt
Organism: Mizuhopecten yessoensis (Yesso scallop)
Lineage: Eukaryota; Metazoa; Mollusca; Bivalvia; Pectinida; Pectinidae
Product: elastase-1-like
Exons: 6
Coding region: 465-1253 (262 amino acids)
Biological process (GO): proteolysis
Molecular function (GO): serine-type endopeptidase activity
Source: RefSeq, a predicted model, not a curated record